AUUGAACUCGAACGUAUCUGUAUCAUCCUCGUCGCCAGUUACGCCUCCUUAUUUAAUUCGGUUUGGAAUUAUCAGCAUCACUUUGUACAUUACUUCUGAGAAUAUUCCCUCUUCAUGGCUAUCACUGCCUAAAUGCUACUGCUUUCCGUGUCAGACCGAUCUUUGCCGUAUUCUCCGUCCCGAUAAUCCCCCAGGCCUGUUGAUGCCUCUAUCAGCCACUUCUCACCCCAGCUCUGCGCAGGCGCAUCUGGAAGCAAGAGAGUCUGCAGAGACUCUUGGUCAAGAUCUAAUGCUACAGUCAAGGGAGACUGGCGGAAUUCUACCUCAAGGGACGCAGCCGAUCACACAAGAUGUUGACAAAAAGAGCCAAUCGAAGCCUUUCGCCCAUUUUGUCGCUGGCGGAAUUGGUGGAAUGACCGCCGCGACUCUUACCUCUCCUCUUGAUGUCCUGAAAACCCGGUUACAGUCCGACUUCUACCAAGCCCAGCUCAAGUCUCUUCGUGCCGCUCACCCAUUGCCACCAUCUAACUCGCUUGCUUCACUUCCACGGACCGCUAUGAUGCACUUUAGCGAAACCUUCCAGAUCUUGCGCUCGAUACACGUCCAUGAGGGUUGGCGCGCACUGUUUAAGGGCCUUGGACCCAAUCUCAUUGGUGUUGUUCCGGCGCGUGCCAUUAACUUCUACGUAUAUGGAAACGGAAAGCGGAUACUUAGCGACUACUUUCAAUACCACGAUUCCAAGGAGACGCCCGUCGGAAUCCAUCUGACGGCGGCUGCCGUAGCAGGAAUUGCCACAGGAACGGCCACCAACCCAAUCUGGCUGGUGAAGACACGCUUACAACUAGACAAGUCUAACGCCGAGAAUGGCAAAGGCCGUCAAUAUAAGAACAGCUGGGACUGUAUCAAACAGACGGUGCGCCACGAGGGCAUUCGAGGCUUGUACAAGGGACUUUCCGCAUCAUACCUCGGUGUGACCGAGUCAACUCUGCAAUGGGUGAUGUACGAACAAAUGAAGAUGUACUUAGCGCGCAGGGAAGCAGCCAAGCGUGCUGAUCCCAAUCACAUCUACAAUGUCUGGGACGAUGUGGAGUUGUGGGGUGGUCGAAUCUGCUCCGCGGGCAUGGCGAAACUGAUUGCUGCGGCCGCCACGUACCCCCACGAAGUUGUCAGAACGAGGCUGAGGCAAGCCCCCACUGUAUCUGUGGGGGAUGGCAAGGUUCAGAUGAAAUACACCGGUCUUGUGCAGUGCUUUAAGACUGUGUGGAAGGAGGAGGGUAUGCUCGGAUUGUAUGGCGGUCUCACACCGCAUUUGCUGCGUGUGGUUCCGUCAGCCGCCAUCAUGUUCGGAAUGUACGAGGUGAUUCUGCGCGUUUUCGGAACGACUUCAUAGAUUACCCAGGUUGUCCUCUCUAAUUUGGAGCGCAGACAAGAUUGUCUUUGAGCGUAAAACUUGUAUUAUAUCUAACCGCCCUUUUUUACUGGUGUUAUUAUUGACUAGAAGGGUCAACUGCAUGUAUAUGGCGCGAUUCUUGGAUAGUUGCUGCUUGGCUUGGCGUCUUCACUCUUCUCUCACAUUUGAUCUAAUACAAGGCUGAGAAACCACUUCGUUGUAACUAUAUGGCGGGUUGGACCGGGGUCGGAUCAGCUAUAGAGAAGUGUUCUCUAAAAAGAAAGCUAGAUUGAGAAGAAUAAAUAUUAUC
Aspergillus novofumigatus IBT 16806 is the source of this 1700-nucleotide messenger RNA. Its product is annotated as putative mitochondrial carrier protein (Rim2). Gene Ontology annotation, cellular component: mitochondrion. Gene Ontology annotation, molecular function: pyrimidine nucleotide transmembrane transporter activity. Gene Ontology annotation, biological process: pyrimidine nucleotide import into mitochondrion. The record is from RefSeq and is a predicted model, not a curated record. Lineage: Eukaryota; Fungi; Ascomycota; Eurotiomycetes; Eurotiales; Aspergillaceae. The transcript is spliced from 3 exons. Bases 203 to 1390 code for a protein of 395 amino acids.